AUGGCUCUUGACACUCAAACGGUGGCACAAGUUCAACUAGUUCAACCUAUUCAAGCAGUUAGUUGUGAAAUUUGUGGGGGACCUCACUUCGCCAUGCAUUGUGUGGCAACUGCACAACAGGUAGAAGAGAUUAAUUUUCUGAAGCAGAACAACCCUUACUCCAAUACUUAUAAUCCUGGGUGGAAAAAUCAUCCAAAAUUUUCCUGGAAGGACCAGCAAGGAAAUGCUCAUAAGCAAGCGCCCACCCAAUAUCAAAGCCAACCACAACAACAGUAUCGACCACAACAACAGCAACCUUACCAGCAGCAGUUUCACCAAUCCCAACAACAAUUUCAACAACAGGUUCCAAGAAAAGCAAAUUGGGAAAUUGCCAUUGAAAAAAUGACGGCUCAAAGUUCACAAUUUCAAGAGGAGACUAGAAGUAAUCUGAGAAACACUGGUACUUCAAUAAAAAAUCUGGAAGUGCAAAUGAGUCAGAUUGCUCAACAACUUGCGGGUUCUCAAACACCGGGUGCAUUAUCGAGUGCUACAGUUACAAAUCCACGAGAGCAUAAUAAUGUGAGUGUUGUAACCACAAGGAGUGGUAAAUCGAAACAAGUCCCUGAGAAAGAUGAUGACCAAGAAGACCAAUUGCUUGAAGUUGAGUUGGAAAUAAAAGAAAAUGAGGUUGGGAGUGAAGAGGUGGUGGUACCUAAACUGGUGGUUAAAGAAAAAGUUAGUGAAUCAAAGUUGGUUAUCAAACUCCCUUUCCCCACAAGAAAUAAGAAGAAAGAGCAACAUGAGAAGAACUUCGAGAAAUUUUUGGAGAUGUUCAAAAAGCUUGAGAUUAACAUUACGUUCUUAGAGGCACUUGAACAAAUGCCCUCUUAUGCUAAAUUUAUGAAGGAUAUUAUUUUUAAAAAGAGGAGCACUGACACUGACCCUAUUGUACUAACCGAAACUUGUAGUGCAAUUUUGCAGGGUAUGACGAUUCCAGUGAAGAAGAAAGAUCGAGGCUCGGUAACUAUCCCUUGCACUAUCGGGGAUAGGUUUUUCAAAAAGGCCCUUAUAGACUUGGGGGCAAGUGUGAGUCUCAUGUCGUUAUCCAUUUACAAGAGGUUGGGGAUUGGAAAAGUGCAAGAUACCAUAAUGACACUUCAAUUUGGUGACCACUUUGUGAAGAGACCUUAUGGAGUGGUGGAAGAUGUUCUUGUGAAGAUUGAUAAGUUUGUAUUUCCGGUGGAUUUUGUCAUCUUAGAAAUGUCGGAAGAUGAAGAGAUACCACUCAUUCUUGGUAGACCAUUUUUGGAGAUCGGAAGAUGUUUGAUAGAUAUAGAAGAGGGCACCAUGACUCUAAAAGUUUACGAUGAAGAGUUAAAAAUUGAUGUGCGUAACACCAUGAGAUACAAAGAUGAUGUGGCUACCAGCCAACACAUAGAGGUGAUUGAUCAAAUGGUUCUACAAAAUAAUCCUUUAGGUGAACCACAAUUGCCCUUGGAGAGAGUUCUAAGUUUAUCAAUUUCUAAAGACACUCAAGAAGUUGAUGAAAAGGAGAGGGAAGUGUUAACUAUGAUGGCAACACAACCACCCUUUAAGGGAUCCCGAUCACUCCGAUGGGAAAACUUGAGGGAACCCCAGGUUAAGGAAAAGAAAUAUGAGACAAGAAAGUGCCUGAGCUGA
This is a messenger RNA of Lathyrus oleraceus (garden pea), 1659 nucleotides long. RefSeq lists its product as uncharacterized. Gene Ontology annotation, molecular function: aspartic-type endopeptidase activity. Bases 1 to 1659 code for a protein of 552 amino acids. The record is from RefSeq and is a predicted model, not a curated record. Gene Ontology annotation, biological process: proteolysis. The transcript has a single exon. Lineage: Eukaryota; Viridiplantae; Streptophyta; Magnoliopsida; Fabales; Fabaceae.